This is a messenger RNA of Daktulosphaira vitifoliae (grape phylloxera), 1037 nucleotides long. RefSeq names its product ribosome biogenesis protein NSA2 homolog (gene Ip259). The record is from RefSeq and is a predicted model, not a curated record. Gene Ontology annotation, cellular component: preribosome, large subunit precursor; nucleolus. Bases 238 to 1017 code for a protein of 259 amino acids. Lineage: Eukaryota; Metazoa; Arthropoda; Insecta; Hemiptera; Phylloxeridae. The transcript is spliced from 2 exons. Gene Ontology annotation, biological process: maturation of LSU-rRNA; maturation of 5.8S rRNA.
AGAUCGUUCUCUAUCAUUAUUACAGUUAAUUUAGGUUAAAGUUGUUAUCUCUUUUCUGUGUAGACGAUAGUCAAAACGUGUGUUGUACGACCAAAAACAAAAAAUAUUUGGUGAUAACUUUUUUAAUACUAAUUCAUUUAUACGAAUCAUAACAAAAAUUAUUACCCUUAAAUAUCACUUGUUUUACUACAUAAUAAUUUUAUUCAAUUAUAAGGUUAACAUUGUAAAAGCUAAAUCAUGCCACAAAAUGAAUAUAUGGAAAGACACCGCAAAUUAUACGGUCGACGGCUUGAUUAUGAACAACGUAUGCGGAAAAAAGAAGCUAGAGAACCUCAUUUACGAUCAGACAAAGCUAAACGUCUUCGUGGUCUUAAAGCUAAACUUUACAACAAAGAAAGGCGAAAUGAAAAAAUUCAAAUGAAGAAAAAGAUUAAAGAACAUGAAGAGAAAUUACAAAAGAAAAAAGAAGAAAAGCCUAAAGAAGGUGCCCUUCCUGUUUAUUUACUAGACAGAGAUGUUCAGUCUAGUGCCAAAGUACUAUCUAAUAUGAUAAAACAAAAACGCAAAGAAAAGGCCGGUAAAUGGGAUGUACCAAUCCCUAAAGUACGAGCUCAAGCUGAUGCUGAAGUAUUUAAAGUUUUAAGAACAGGAAAAUCCAGAAGAAAGGCUUGGAAGAGAAUGGUUACUAAAGUUUGUUAUGUUGGUGAAGGUUUUACAAGAAAACCUCCUAAAUUCGAAAGAUUUAUCAGACCAAUGGCAUUACGUUUUAACAAAGCUCAUGUCACUCAUCCUGAAUUAAAAGCUACCUUCUGUUUACCUAUCAUUGGAGUUAAGAAAAAUCCAAAUUCACCUAUGUAUACAAAUUUAGGAGUAAUAACUAAAGGUACAGUUAUUGAAGUUAAUAUCAGUGAAUUAGGUUUGGUAACACAAUCAGGUAAAGUAGUGUGGGGAAAAUAUGCCCAAGUCACAAACAAUCCUGAAAAUGAUGGAUGCAUUAAUGCUGUUCUUUUAGUUUAAAUAAAUAUUUAUUUACCUGA